Cuscuta campestris is the source of this 1163-nucleotide messenger RNA. The record is from the annotation of a GenBank genome assembly. NCBI's taxonomy places the organism in Eukaryota, Viridiplantae, Streptophyta, Magnoliopsida, Solanales, Convolvulaceae.
GGUGUUUCCACCUACAACCCUUCCGAUUACUCAUACUUAGUAUUUGCGUGGUAAUUUACGCCAUCAAAUUGGCGCCACCCGUGGGACCUCUUUACAAAAAGAAGCCAUGACGAACAACAAUAUGGAAUCCAUCAUUUCCCAAACUUCCACCCCAGCGGAGGGCGUUACCCUUAUCCCGGGAGGAAUCAUAUCAUUACCUUCUCUCUUCUCCCCCAUGAUCACCACCUUCACUACUCAAACAGCCCCAGGUCAGGCCCUUCAUAACUUUGGACAAAUUAUGCCCAUUUUCCAACAACCCGGGGGAUUUACUCUUUUCAUCCCUGGGAUGUAUCCCCAUGCUUUGGGCCAAAAUACAAAUCUUCCCAACACGUUGGAGCAUCCCCCGUCGUUUCAACCGGUAAGUACCUCACGGUCGGUCACCUUGACAAAUCUAGCCGGGGAGCUGGAAAGGGCAGGCCCUUCUCGGCCUAGGAGGAGCAGAUCCCACAAGCUCCACACUCAGGUCAUACCCGACGGGAACGUGCGCUCUGUGCGCAGCAGGGAAGAAGACUCGGAUAUUCCCAAAGGCCAGAAAAAGCUGCAGGGCAAAGCCGUCCAGCCGGAAGAUUCACGACGGUCAGUGUUCCAGAGGCUGGGACAUGAGGGGCGGAAACAGAAUCGACCGGCCAAGGAGCGGUUGGGGGUGAAGGUUCCCAAGCCAGGCAAAUUCUAUAGGCGAGAAGGUGGUAGGCGACCCGGUCAGACCGGGCGCUUUGACCCUCAUCUCUGUGAUGAGCCCCAACACAGCAGGGUGCCUAGAGCGAAGGGCCAGGCGGAAAACCAGCCCAAAGUUGCAAUGCGCAGACAUGUUGAACCACCCAGCAACCGGGUGGACAUGGAGGAAGAACGUUUGGAGAGGCUCUUGAAGAGAGUUCGUCAGGAAGAAAAGAAGAAAGUGGUGUUGAACAACCAUUUUAUCAUCCGCUAAGACCGGAUAUGUACCAUGCCAAGGUUCAAUAAAGUUGAUCUUUUUUCUCAAAAGACUUCUCACAAAACCAGUAAGGAAAGAGUUACAAACCUAUCCUCCCGGUGAAUGUUCAAUCGAAUUGAGCAUUUAAAAAAAACAAUUGGUCAAAUGGAUGAACCGUAUUGACACGGUCAAAAAAUAACAGUUGAACUUUUUC